AUGGGCUAUGCAGGCUCUCAGGUGGGCUAUGCGGACUCUCAGACGGGCUUUGCGGACUCUCAGACGGGCUUUGCGGACUCUCAGACGGGCUUUGCAGACUCUCAGGCAGAUAAGUGUCCGCACUACAAGAGCCAUUUUCCUGUAGCCACGUUCAGCAUGCUAAAAGACGCAGGGAAAAUGGCCGCCGACCCUGGAUAUGUGACGGGAGGCAGCAACAUGGUCAGGGGCCCAGGGGUCCUCCUACUCCCCCUGCUGGCCGGGCUGGGAGCGGCAGUGUCAGGACUUCCAGAGAACUUACGAGUGGAGGGAAUAAACACAAUAUAUCUGCUAAAAUGGGACUGGGACUAUCAAAAGAAUCCAAAUGUGACCUUUUCAGUGACCAAAGCCUAUUCUUUAGGGAGUACUUGGAGUAUCCCGGAAGGAUGUGAAAAUAUCACCGCUUCAGAGUGCAAUGUGUCCGGUAUAGACGUGUUGUAUAGAUAUAAAUUCCUUGUUUCAGUUUACAAUAGCAAAACAGAUGAGCACAACUCCAGCAUUGCCACUUUUUCUCCUUUAGAAGACACCUCUUCUCCCCUGGACACCGACUGUCUAAGGAACGCUGACGUCUUCUGGUCUUAUGGAGGUCCAUUUACUUGCAUGAGACAUGAGGUCACUGAGGGACAUUCCACAGCCGGAGAGGAGGAAGAGAUAGCUGUGAUAGGACCCCCCACCAACCUGACUCUGACUCUACAGAACAACGAUCUGCACAUUACUGUUAUGCACCCUGAAGCAUUUCACAAUUCAGUUCUCCGUCAGAACUGCCCGUGGAUGUAUCACCUGGAGAGCUGGAAAACCUCUACACCUACAGAAGUGAACGCUAUGCAAAAUAUAGGAAUGCACUUUAAGAUAGAUGCCGUGGAAGCCUCAACAACCUAUUGUGCAAGAGCAUAUACAAAAUGUAGUGGGGGCAACAGAACCGGGCUUUAUAGCAAGAUUUACUGCAUUACAACUGCUCCUCGGUCUUACAUAAAAGAAUGGAUCAUAGGGUCGGUCUUCGUGGCAAUAAUUGUCAUCUCAGCCAUUCUCUACAUCUGUCUCUGUCCUUUGAAACGGUACCUCAGACACAUUUUCUUCCCAAAAAGCAAGCUGCCAUCAAGCAUCGAAAAGGGUCUGCAGGACUCGCCUCGAAAUUACAUAAAAAACUUAUUUUUGUUACACGAAGAAGAGAAAACUGACAGGUGCUAUAUUAUGCAGAACAGUCCGGUGGACGCUGAGACCACAAUGGAUAAAAACAGUUCAGAGGCGAAAGGCCGCGACUCUGGGAACUACUCCAACGAGGAUGACGUCACAGCCGCCACUCAAUGA
Nanorana parkeri is the source of this 1344-nucleotide messenger RNA. Its product is annotated as interferon alpha/beta receptor 1-like. NCBI's taxonomy places the organism in Eukaryota, Metazoa, Chordata, Amphibia, Anura, Dicroglossidae. The record is from RefSeq and is a predicted model, not a curated record. The coding region runs from base 1 to 1344 and encodes 447 amino acids. Gene Ontology annotation, molecular function: protein binding. The transcript is spliced from 11 exons.